AUGGAUGCCGGUAGAGCUCUCCGACUAGCCUUAGCGGGCCAACGUGGCUCUACUUCCCUCCUUCGACCCCGACCUCUGACAUCGGUCAAGUCGCGGAGAUAUUUCGCAUCUGUCCAAGACUCUUCAGCAAGCACAAAGACCGGGAAAAUUGCACCGCUGGAAGGUGUCCGGGUGCUGGACAUGACACGUGUAUUGGCUGGCGUCAACCGUAACAAGAAAUCUGUCGGUCUCUCAUUCCAGCAACCCGAGGGCAUCAAAAUCCUGCAUGAAUUGGCCAAGACGUCGGAUGUGUUAGUGGAAAACUACAUUCCAGGGGCCUUGAAGAAAUACCAGUUAGACUACGAGUCAAUACGGAAGAUUAAUCCUCGUCUAAUCUAUGCUUCUAUAACCGGCUACGGCCAAUACGGCCCCUACAGCCCCCGCGCCGGCUACGACGUCAUGGUGGAAGCCGAAAUGGGUCUCAUGCACAUCACAGGCGAGAGGAACGGGUCGCCUGUGAAAGUGGGCGUGGCGGUUACCGACCUGACCACGGGGCUCUACACGUGCAACGCCAUUAUGGCGUCUCUCUUGGCUCGCCAGAAGACGAACCAGGGCCAGCAUGUUGACGUGGCGCUGGCGGAUUGUCAAGUCGCGACCCUGGCCAACAUUGCGAGCUCGGUGCUGAUAUCGGGUGAACGGGAUGGUGGACGAUGGGGCACAGCGCAUCCGAGCAUUGUGCCCUACAAGGGCUUCAAGACGCUAGACGGUGACAUCAUGCUAGGUGGUGGCAAUGACCGACUCUUCGGCAUCAUCUGCGACAAGUUGGGCCGGCCAGAGUGGAAGAGCGACGCGCGCUUCGUCACAAACGACGUGCGAGUGCAGAACCGCGACGUGCUCGAGGAGAUGAUCGAGAAGAUCACACAGACCAAGACCACGAAGGAGUGGCUGGCCGUGCUCGAGGGUAGCGGCAUGCCCUACGCGGCCAUCAACGACGUCAAGGACACCCUGGACCAUGAGCACGUCCGUGCCCGUGGCAUGGUCACCGAGCUCGAUCACCAGGCGUGCGGCAAGAUCAAGGUUGUCAGCCACCCGGUCAAGUACUCAGAGAGCGCUGCUGGGGCCCGUAGCGCCCCUCCGACGUUGGGUGAACACACCGACGUGGUGCUGAGGGAUAUGCUCCAGAUGGGGGACAAGGAGAUUGAGACGUUGCGACAGUCUGGAGUGGUGGCGUAG
Molecule: messenger RNA, 1212 nt
Organism: Fonsecaea nubica
Lineage: Eukaryota; Fungi; Ascomycota; Eurotiomycetes; Chaetothyriales; Herpotrichiellaceae
Exons: 4
Coding region: 1-1212 (403 amino acids)
Molecular function (GO): catalytic activity
Source: RefSeq, a predicted model, not a curated record